Molecule: messenger RNA, 2802 nt
Organism: Cydia pomonella (codling moth)
Lineage: Eukaryota; Metazoa; Arthropoda; Insecta; Lepidoptera; Tortricidae
Product: odorant receptor 2a-like
Exons: 5
Coding region: 62-1264 (400 amino acids)
Biological process (GO): sensory perception of smell; detection of chemical stimulus involved in sensory perception of smell
Cellular component (GO): plasma membrane
Molecular function (GO): olfactory receptor activity; odorant binding
Source: RefSeq, a predicted model, not a curated record
AAGAACUCCGGACUAUUUUCUUUAACUUUCUUCGACUAGCGGUCUACUCGCAUUCAUAAAAAUGUCGAAAAUACUUGAUGAGAACAUGAAAUUUGAUAAUAUCUUUUGGAUUGCCACAACAGCAAUGCGUCUGAAUCGAUCCCAUCCUUACAUCCCGCGGGAUAAGAAUUGGCGCACUCAAUUUACUGCUAUAUUAAUUUUAUCCUCUUUCUGUUGUAUGUUCUUGUUAUAUUCAACAUUUUUUCACGACAUACCGUGUGGUGCAUAUGCAGAUGCUUGCAAAAGUACAAUAAUGGCAAUAGUUGCUUUCACGAUUACGUAUAAGUACUUGAUUAUGCUGCGAUAUCAGGACUCUAUUACUGAUCUUAUUCGCAUUGUGGAUGAGGAUUACGAACUGGCCAAGGGGUUCUGUGAAGAAGAACAACGCAUCGUUUAUAAGUACUCUAAGAGAGGGGUAAAAGUUACCCAGUACUGGUUCGUUUCAGCUUGUUCGACGAGCGCCAUUUUCCCGGUCAAAGCAUUUGUACUUAUGGGAAAGUCUUAUUUAGCAGGUGAAUUCCAACUGGUGCCGUUGUUCGAAAUGACAUACCCUUGGAUCCUGAACGAUUAUAAAAAUGUACAUGUCGUUUUCGUUAUGUUAUUUGGUUUAACACUCUUCUUUGAUUUAUAUGCGACUUCAAUGUAUGUAGGAUUCGAUCCGAUUGUCCCGAUAUUUAUGCUUCAUUUGUGCGGGCAGUUGGACAUCCUUAACCUGCGCAUAUCGAAAUUGUUCUCCAAUACACAGGACUCCGCUGAAACUAUUCGAGAAAACUUAAGAAGAAUUAUUUUACAACUUCAGGAUAUUUACAAAUUCAUUGAAAUUAUUAAAAAUAACUUCACAGUGUUAUACGAGUUUAUUAUGAAAACUACAACUUUUCUACUUCCUCUAACUGCGUUUCAAAUUACCGAGUCUCUUCGAAACGGAGAAAUUAAUCUAGAAUUCAUAGGAUUCUUUACUGGCGUGAUAUUACACUUCUACAUACCUUGUUAUUAUAGCAAUCUUUUAAUGGAGACGGGCGAAAACUUCCGUCUGGCGAUAUAUUCUUGCGGCUGGGAAAAGCACUGGGACAAGCACGUGAUGCGCACUAUCCUGUUCAUGUUGACUCGCGCCCUUAAGCCGAUCGUUAUCAGCACCGUCUUCUGCGCCAUCUGUCUCGACACCUUUGCCCAGAUGAGCCGAGAAGCGUACUCUAUAUUUAAUCUCAUGAACGCAGCUUGGGCUUAGACUGGAACUUUAUCGAAAAAAGUAUUUUUCAACGCUUGAAUAAUAAUAAUAAAAACAUUUGUUGUAACCAAUAUUAGUAAGAAGUAACUACUUACUGGAUAAUAAAAAUAAAAUAAUAAAGCACAUUAUUACAUUAUACUCACAGAAUAACGUCUCUUAACAAUCCAUGAAUUGCUUAGUAGUUUAAGUUUUGAUUCGUCAGCGCCAACAUGAAGCAUUUAUACCUUCCUUCCUCUCACACUAAAACGCAGAUGUAUAUUAAAUGAGAGUGGAGUAGAUAUAAUGGGGACGCAAACUUGGAGUACAUCUGUAACCAUUAUUAAUCGUUACUGCACGUCGUAAGUCCCAUGUAUUUUACAUCGACGAUAAACUAUGUAUACGUGAGAAGUGUUAUGUUCAGAUGCAACUACUACAUAUAAUCAUUACAACAAGGUACUUAAUUAACAGGUAGGUAUAACAUGUUUUCAUCGGACGCUUACGAAAAUAAAAACGCAACAAAACAGACGCUUGGUUUUGUGGCAAACCAUGUUUCUGUUACAACGCUUACAUUACGACUUACAAGAGGUGGGUGAUAAUUAACGUCAAGAGAACGAUGAAAAAAUCACAGCGAUCCGCCAUCAAAACGUGUCACUGUGGCUACACGAAGGAACAUUGUUACAAAAAAAAUGUUUAUUUAUUAAAACACAAGGGUACGAAAAUUUUACUAACUGCAUGUCUACCGCAAAACUAAAUAAUAUCUACUAAUGGUUAACAAAACUGUUCAUAAAAAUAUUGUAAAUAAUUACGAGGUAAUCUUAUUAACAAUUUCACGAGUCUUGCAUAGAUUGGAUGUACAUCGUCUGGGUGAAUUGCAAAAAAAAAAUUAUACGUAAUUAAGCGUAGUUAAGAAGCUGUAAUUAGGCUUAAGUUCAUGAAUAUGUGUUACGAAUGUAGAGUAUGUUUAGUUUGUCUUUGACUUUUAUGUUUUUGUGUCUAUGAUGAAACAGAUGAAUAAAUCAUUCUUAGACUAAACUAGAUAUGGUUGUCGUUUAUUUUAAAUACUAAUAUUACAUGGCGCAGUCGGUAGGAUGACUUUAGACUCAGACAUAGACUUUUAUGUUUUUGUGUCUAUGAUGAAACAGAUGAAUAAAUCAUUCUUAGACCAAACUAGAUAUGGUUGUUGUUUAUUUUAAAUACUAAUAUUACAACGAAAAUUUACAGUGUAAAUUGUAUUGUGUUGUAUUUAUUGUACUAAAUUCAUACCUACACAUAUGUCUUUAGCAUACGCAAUAAAACUUUAAUGCAUAAACCUUAAAUAGAAAUGUCUUAAUAGUCGUAACAUAAUGGAAUCAAUAAACCUUACACUGAUUGCAGGUUAACUAUGUCUUUUUUUUUGCAAUGCCCUAAUCUUAUAAUUUUGCAUGAUGUUGUUCAAAAUCAGUUGUAAGAUAAGAAACUAUAUAAGCGACUGUGAAGCGAUGUUUAUAACUUUUAUAAGCGACUUGGUUUUUGUUGACUGUAAUAAAUAAUAAAUAAUUAUUGUAAGUAGUGUAUUAUGU